AUGCCUUCGCCGACCUAUGACCAGUCUGAACAUCCACCUUCGUGUCAGACUAAAUUCAAGACAUAUCCGCCAAGUAUCGCUACCAGCAGUAUUGAUACUGGAUCCUCAUCGCCAUCCUACAAAGAGGGCGAUAUUGAGUAUGUCAGCAGAGAAGAUGGUCUACCUCCGAUAGAUGGUGGUAAGCAAGCAUGGUUAUUUUUAAUAGCCUCCGCGAUGCUCGAAGCGUUAGUAUGGGAGACAGGGUAUGCGUUUUCGUUCGGAAUAUUCCAAGAUUAUUAUAGCGCCCAUGAUCCAUUCCGAGGAUCGGCUAACAUUGCUGUUAUCGGAACAUGUGCAAUGGGAAUUGCUUAUUUGAUUGCCCCAUUAGCUAUCGUGGUCAUGAUUAUGGUGCCCGCGUUGCUCGUUGGUUCGUUCUCGACUAACGUGACGCACCUGAUUUUGUCGCAAGGGAUCGGGUUUGGCGUGGGUGGAUGUCUCUCCUAUACGCCCUCGAUUCUAUUCAUGUCGGAGUGGUUCUGCAAGCGAAAGGGCCUGGCGUUUGGAAUCGUGUGGGCGGGUUCAGGAUUGUCUGGAGUGAUUUUCCCAUUGGUUAUCCAGUGGCUUCUCAACCACUACGGAAUUAAAUCCACCCUCAGAAUCUCAGCGGUGGCUCUUUUCAUCCUUGCUGCCCCAUUCCUCUACUCCCACAAGCCUCGUUUACCUAUCCGCGAAAGUGUGUGCCACCGUCGACUCAGCUUCACCUUCCUAUACAGCAAGGUAUACAUUAUCUACCAGCUAGGCAACACCAUUGAGGCUUUGGGAUUUUUCCUUCCUACCAUCUAUCUCCCGACUUACGCCCGCAGCCUCGGUGCCAGCGAAUUCAUGUCCUCGCUCACAGUGACGCUCUUUAAUUUGACUUCGGUCUUCAGUUGUGUGGUCGUGGGAUUUCUGUCAGACCGAUACCAUAUCACCACUUGUAUCCUGGUUUUGACUCAUACGGUUUACUCGCUGGUGGAUACUCGUCAACGUGGUCAGGCGUUUCCAACGAGAUCCAGCGAAAAAAAUCCAGAGGCAGAUGCAACAGUGAUCUUUCCAUUCAUGGAAACCGGUCGUGGAAUAGGCAACCUGGUCAGCGGCCCGCUUAGUGAGGUACUGCUCAAGGCAGAUCACUGGAAAGGCCGUGCGUGGGGAGCUUACGGAAGUGGCUUUGGCACACUUGUGGUCUGCACGGGCGCAACUGCGCUCGUCGGGGGAAUCUCCGUGGUGGCUCGCCAAAUGAAGUGGCUAUGA
Molecule: messenger RNA, 1269 nt
Organism: Penicillium maclennaniae
Lineage: Eukaryota; Fungi; Ascomycota; Eurotiomycetes; Eurotiales; Aspergillaceae
Exons: 6
Coding region: 1-1269 (422 amino acids)
Biological process (GO): transmembrane transport
Cellular component (GO): fungal-type vacuole membrane
Molecular function (GO): transmembrane transporter activity
Source: RefSeq, a predicted model, not a curated record